This is a messenger RNA of Anarrhichthys ocellatus (wolf-eel), 7571 nucleotides long. It is a transcript of the gene klf13, whose product is annotated as Kruppel like factor 13. Lineage: Eukaryota; Metazoa; Chordata; Actinopteri; Perciformes; Anarhichadidae. Gene Ontology annotation, molecular function: DNA-binding transcription factor activity, RNA polymerase II-specific; RNA polymerase II cis-regulatory region sequence-specific DNA binding. The transcript has 2 exons. The coding region runs from base 358 to 1164 and encodes 268 amino acids. Gene Ontology annotation, biological process: regulation of transcription by RNA polymerase II. The record is from RefSeq and is a predicted model, not a curated record.
CGCCCCCAGCAUGGAUACAACCAGCAGGAACAGGCGCUCGGGAGACACGUUCACUAUGCUGGAGAGUGUUUGAAGCCGCGAUGGGAGUUAACGCAUCCAAGUUUGCAGAGGUCCUGUCACCAGCUCCGUUGCACUAAUCAAAGACUUCGGGUUUCUAAAAAAAUGUUUUUCCUCUGAGGGAGCUUGUCUGCAUUUUUGUUCGAGGCGUUUCUCUCACAGGAUGUUGACAAUAUUGGAAAGCCGGGUAAGAUCAUAAAGUCAGUUCUCUCUGAUGAGAACGACCUCCUACACACCACCACACAAAGGGAACCACGGAACAAGUUUUUUUUUCUCACGCCAUCGUUUUUUAUUUUUUGAAUGUCAUUAAGAAGCAGAGGGGGCUGUUUCAAAGACAAAAUGGAUCACUUUGCAGCGGAGUGCCUUGUUUCAAUGUCCAGUCGUGCAAUUGUUCACGCUCCUAAAGGGAAUAGGGAGAUUAAACCAGAAACCCCGUCCUCCUCUAAGAACGGAGAGGAAAUGAAAGAACCUUUAAUAAUGAAAGACAACUCCUCUCUUUUUGUUGUGGCGCGGAUUCUGGCGGAUUUUAACCAGCAGACUCCCAACAAUGUUGCCGAGCAGGCAAAAAUCAAGGAUGAGAGCAUGCCGAACCUCAUAGAUGAUGGAAACUCUGCCACACCUACCACCAUCUCCGAUCCGUCGCUCAAACAAAGAGGCAAAAGAUCGCGAGGUCGAAUUGAGCAAGAAUCACCUCAGAAAAAGCACAAAUGCCACUAUUCAGGUUGUGAAAAAGUUUAUGGCAAAUCAUCCCACCUCAAAGCUCAUCUAAGGACACAUACAGGAGAACGGCCAUUCCCAUGUACUUGGCCCGACUGCAGUAAGAAGUUCGCCCGGUCAGAUGAGCUGGCACGCCACUACCGCACCCACACGGGGGAGAAGAAGUUUGGGUGCCCGCUUUGCGACAAGCGCUUCAUGCGCAGCGACCACCUCAUGAAGCACGCACGACGCCACUCAGAUUUCCAGCCCGGCAUGCUGAAGAGGCCCCAUGGCGGCAGCAGCGGCAGCAGCGGCAGCACCACACGUCCCAGCUCCCUCAGCGACUACAGCCGCUCGGAUGCCUCCAGCCCCACCCUCAGCCCCGCCCUCAGCCCAGCCAACUCGCCUUAAACUUAAACCCAGUCGCACUUUCUGCCUCUGAUCUGCGAGGCCUGUGUUUUUGUCCUAACACUUGUGUUGCACAGUUGUCAGCAACCCCCCUUUGCUAUUCCUGCGCUUGCUGUGGUGUACCAUACUGUACAUAACUGCUUAUUGUAGUGCAAUUACUUGUGUGAUCCUAAAAGAAGGUAAUGCCUUUCCCAGACGGCAAUAUUUACAUUCUGUACCAUAUGUCUGUAUUUUUUUAGAUUCUGAUCAUGGCUAGUUGUCCAAUGUAUGUUCUCAGUCAGCUAAACAAGGUUUAGAAGAAAAAACAGACACCCUGACAAGUCAUAUCAAAAUGGGGUUUUCUUUGAUUUUUUUUAACGGGUGUGGAGAAGGGGUACACACACACACACCUCAGGAUUGAAGACAGUUGCUAUUUCUGUAAUACCACAGUACUUCACAGUACUCACAUUGACUGCACAAUAUACUCAUCACUUUACUCUGAAAUUCAACAGGGGGUUGAAUUUUACGCCCUGCUCAGGGAUGGCCUUGUUAGCUUGAAAGAAUGAACACGGUGAAGAGAAACAUACAGUACAUAUAUAGCAGCCUUACACUCAACACAAUUUUGCACUCUUUGUUUUUUUUUUUUUUGUCAAGAAAACUAGCCCUUCGGUCAUAUGGUCAAUCGUACACAGAACUCAUGUCCUCGUGCUCUGGGUGGGGGGGGGGGGGGGGGGGGGGGGGGGGGGUUCAUAUGCAAUGCAAUUGCUGUGUGUUAACAAGACAAUCCCCAAACCUUCACCUCAGUAAAGAAAAUACAUCUGUUCCUCCAUUGCAACGUCGACAUUCAGUUGCCAUUACACUGGGUUGAAUAUGUAUUUCAUUAGACAGCGGUGUGCAGUAUAUACUGUGUAAAUCUGCAUGGUGGGAGGAUCAGGGUUAUAUUGGGUGAACAGUUUUACUCAGUUUAAGAAACUUUGUAGCCUUUAAAUAGAGACAGUUAAGUUUUAAAGCAGCUGUUCGUGUUUUUUUUUAUUUUUUGAUGUGCUAUAUCAUCAUCCAGUAUUUCACGCAAAAUGGACACAAAGACGACUUUAGUUAAAACAAUAUCUAUCCCUCUCUGAAGCACAUAGGAAAAAGUACCAAAGACAAGAGUGAAUGAAAUCUUUCUAUUCAGUCUUGUAAGCUGCCCUUCAUUGAGGCCUGUGGCUGGUGGUUGGCAGUAUCACAGGUAGAACCAGACAGCCUGCUCACUUCCCUCCUCGUGGUUCUGCCUUUUGUGGCCUCCCUUGAGGAAACAGCUGCAUCCCACAAGAAGCUAUUCACAGCCCGCAGCAGGAGUUCUCACAUGCAAUUCCUGGGGCCUGCUCCCUCGCCCAUCUGGCUCUAACUGUCCUGUCAGAGAGUGGCGAACCUCCAACUCUGCCAAAUUGCAUAAGGGGGUUCAAAUGUAGGCCAGAGUGUUGGGCAGAGCUUGGCUGUGCUGGGCUGCGACAUGGUGGAGCACAGAAUGCACAAAGCAGCUAUCUGGAAUAGACAGAGGGCAGGUCCUGAUAGACGAGGAGAAGUUUAUCAUAAACUGAGCAGCACAGAGGAGGAGACACCCAGUCGCAGACACCCCGUCUCCUCCUCCUCCUUCUUCCUCCUUCCUCCCUCCAACUGUAGAAACCGUGAGCAGAAAAAUGGCUGUAAUUAGCGGGUUCGUCCAUCCUGUAGGAUAAGAGUAGAGAGAGAAGUGUAUGAACAACAGUACUACCUAGACAACGCUAGCAGUGUAGGUGGGACGUACCAAACUCCACCCUAAGCACAGGGAGAAAUCCUCUACUACUGCUAGAGAGUCAAAUUUCACAAUGCCAAGGAAAAUGUCGCUCCAAAUUCAUAGUGAUAAAACAGAGCUCUAAAACAGCUGCUUUCAAACUUCUCUCUCGCAACAAGGGGGCUUUUUAAACUGUUGUAAAAACAUUUGAACCAAAACGAACAUAUCGGCAAGGUGCAGUGCUCGCCAGCCUCACGUCGUCCUCCCUGUGAAGCUCACAUGUCCCGUGAGAAAGCUGACUUGUGUUUCUAGACAGACAUGCCUCAAUAAGUCAGGCAAAAGGCACAGUAAACCUUCCACGGAAGCGGGAACCACUAUCAAAACUGCUGCAGCCCAGCCAGUCUGCGUUAUGCCUACAUUUUCUUUUAUUGCUUUGGCACUAUGGCCGGAAAUGGUUGCAUCCAUGUAUUUGGUCCUGUCAGACCCCUCCAGACUGUUGAUGCAUGUGCUAGCUUCAUUCUACCAGCGACUCUUGCCCUGCAGUCCAGUGCUUCACACUAUAUGCAUGUUAACAACUGCGCCUUGGAAGCGUAGAGGGUUUUUGAGGCGAUCUGGCAGGUGUAAGUUCAUGAAUGGCCGGCCUUGUCCCUCGUUCUCCACAGCAGCCAUCUCUCUAUAAAGUUGUGAAGAAUCAGCUCUGUCACAUCCUCCAGAAAGAAAACAUCCCUUAUUUGGAUCAAAUGCAGUAGUUUCCUAAAAACACCACAUGUUUUAAAAAAAACAAAAAAACAACGACCCUCUUUAAUGUUAAAAUAGCUUCCAGGCUGUAAAAUGACACUUUGAAUGCCACUGAUCAGCAGCUCUUUGUGAAAGAAGCACUGAGAGGGUUUUACAUUUACCAUUUCUGGAAAAAAAACAACUUUGAUUUUCAAAAACAAACUCUUCGAAUGGCUGUUGAGCAGCUUUGUGUGGCAUCUAUCGAUGACUUUUUUUUUUUUAGUUGUUGUAGUCAAUUUUUGACUUGGUUUGUAGUGUAACUUUCUCUUGCAAAAAAAAAAAAAAUCUGAGUAGCUCACCCUCAAGCAGGUUUCAUGAAUCCCUUUCUUAAUCCAUCAUUUGUACAUUUACCUCAGGGUCGACAUCCGCAAAGCAGAUAUAUGGGACAGUUUGUGUAUUUUGUUGUAACAUCAGUUGCUGCACAGAAAAUUCUGCCAGCGCACUCCCCCCAGUGUUCCUGGGUGCUUGGUGCUCACUGCUGGUCAGUGUCCGCCCACACUGGAAACACAGGAACGCCUCCUCGCGGGGCCCAGCUCCUGCCUAUUAUGUCUACAUAACAUCCUACUGUCCUGCUAUGUGCCUUAGUAAGCACUGGGCACUCUGGCACUCUUUUCAGUGAAACACCUUUGACCCUUUAGUGUCAGUGGACUUACAGUAGGCAGGAAGCUCCUACCAUCUGAAAAUAAACCGACUGUGACAGUGUAAACAUCCCAGUCUAUCCAUCCAUCCAGACUGCACCAGUCACAUAUAGGCCUCCACAGGCAUGAGUGUCUCAUAACUUUUAUUCUCACUGUACCAAAUCUACUUGAAUAAUUCAACACAAAAGGCCAUUGAACACAGUUUUGUACAUGUCCAUUUUUACUGUACUUGAUUUUGUUGUCAAAUAAUUAUUAACCUCUCUGGAUAACGGUGUAUAGUCUGAUUUAUUUUGGGGUUUUUUUCUAGAUUUUCCAUUGUCUUCAGGUCAUUUCAGCAUCUGUUUCGUAUAUAUCACAGCACAAGGUUGACUGUUGUUGUCGGGCUGUUUAAAGGCACCGUAUUUUGUUAAAAAUUAUACAUUUAUCCCUUUUAUCAGAAACACUUAAUACUCUGUUGAUGUCAGGAUGCAGGUUAUUCCAUUUAGCCUGUUAUCCAAAAAUUCCUCCAAGUCAGAAAACGAAUUGGUUUGGGGUAUUGAACGUCCUGACUUCUAUCUUCGACAAUUUCAGAGAGUGACUAAUUUUCUUUAUUAUUUAGAUUCUUUUGAAAGUUUUCCAUAUGAAUAGAGACCACAGCAUUGUGAGUUAGCAAUGUAGUCAUGAUUUUAUAUUAUUGUUUUAUUUGUCUCAUAUAAAAUGCUUGUAUAUUUUUCAAAAAUCAUACCUCUUGAAAUAUUUGACUUUUGUUGUACCUUCAUAUCUUUUCAAAACAUCCAUCAUGUAGCUUACGUUUGCUUGAUGAGUAGCACAAAUAAUUGGUGGUUUUAUUUGUCCCUACUUGAAUGAAGAAAGAGACUUUUUUUCUGUAAAACUAAAAAACAAACAAAAAAAAAACACUGGGCUAAAUUUUAUAUAAUCAUCCCAUGUUGUCAGGGUCUUGCACAUCCUUGUAGAUUCUAAACGUAAUCUUUCCGGGAAAUAAUAAAACCUUAUUUUUAUUAUUUUAUGUUACACAGAUAUUUAAAACACCCCUCCUCUACUGAGCUCAAUGUAUUUAUCUUAGUUUAAACAUGUUCUACAUGAGGGAUGAUGUCAGCUGUAAUUUACUUUGAAACUUUACUUCAGCAUUUUUUAAUCCUACAUUGUGAUUGUAAUCCCACAUUACAGCUUUGGACAUCUGUCAAAGAAAAUAAAUGACUUUAAUUAAACAACAACAAAAUGGAAAUACAGCAAAAUACAAGGUUUCUACAAGAUGCUAACGGUGUACCAGUUAAUAUUUUUUUCUGCUAAUUGUAAAAUUAUAUUAAAGUUAAUUGGUUGCUGCCUAGUAUGUAAAGAACUAACAUGAAUCUUAUUUUUAAAAAUCCCAUCAAUCACAUGAAUAUAUCACCGAUCAGAUCGUCUCAUCUUCAUGACUGGUCUCAGUGUACAAGCAUGAUCGAUGCAAUUGUGUGCCAAAACUAUAAUGGUAACUUCAUCAAGAUACAAAAGUUGAGGGUAAAAAAAAUCUAGCUACUAUCAGACAUUUAACAAACUUGUACAGUUUUAUAAAGUGUGACAUGUUUUUAUGUGAUGUACAGGAUUUAAAGAAGCAACUCUGCAUAUUUGAUAUGCAAGUGCUCUAAGUUAAAUACUUCUUUUCUGCUUUAUGUAAACAUUUUGAUUGUGUAGCUUUGUCUUCAUUUGGUUCUUUUUAUUUAAUUUGUACUUUGUUUUUUUUGGCUGUACAAUAUUCUAGCAAUGUAUAAUGGCUUAUUGCAGGUAUUUUUUUGACAUAAACAAUCUUAAUGAUGACGAACGCCCAACCAUUCCAAAGGAUUGAAAAUUGCAUUUGCUAUAAAUGUGCUGCUUUCAUGGACCCGAUGCGUUUUUGUAGGUUAUGAAUCGAAGUCUGUCUUGACUGUGAGGUUUUACACAUUGUGCGUUGUGCACAAGGUACGUUUCUCAUUGUCAACAUUUCCCAGUGGUUUAGUCUCUCCUUUCUACUCUGCAGGCUCUAUAGGCUUAGCCAAUUUGAAUGAACAACACACAUGCAAUAUUUUAGUAAGUAUUCUGAUAUGUAAUAUUUAAAAGACAAGGACAUACUGAUGCAUGUCCUCCCUCGUGACAAAGCCCUGAAGCUCGGGAUAUAAUGUUUUAAGAGGCAUGAUAGGAGAGAGAGGUUCUUCAGAGUGAGAAGGAGCUUUGAGUUCUCGCAGCUCAUCAAAGGCUCCACAGUUACGAGUUGUUACCAAAGGCUAUGAAGGGAAAGAUGAAUGUGGCAGUAACUUUGAACCCAACCCAGUUUGGACAUUUGGGUUCAACUUUAUAUGCUGUAGGUGUUGAUUAAUGGAUGUUGUGCUUGAUACGGACCUUUUUCUACAUCUCAAAUAAGCAAGCUUUCUUUUCUUUUUUUCUUUCUUUUUGAAAAUCACUUGAAUGAACAAAAACCUGUUAAAUCUUACGAGCAAACUAAUUCUGACUGAGUAAAAAGACGAGAAACAAAAGAGUAGGGCUGUGCAGAGGAGUAGACCACAUCUGUCUGUACCCUUCACUGACCAUGUGAUCUUGCUUGACUGCUCAAACUGACACUGUGCGGCAUUUGCUCUUGCACGCUGACAAAAAAGCAGAAAUGCACACUGACAAAAAAGCAUUUUGCUCAAGCUUUGGAUAUGUUUGCCCUCAAAGGAUUAGUCUGUUCCAGGUUAUGCAGCACAGCGUGCUGUGAAUGACCUCCCUUUAAUUACAAAGAGAGAGAGCCACCCACCAGCCUUUUGGUUCUGGUUCCUGUACCUGUUUGUCCUCAGUGUACCUCCUCAGUGUAACGUCGCUCUCUCGAUACCUCUGUGUGUUUGUCCUCUGCCCAUCACCAUCAGUUGCCUGUUGUAGUGACUCCAUGGUGCUGCUUCCCCUUUCAGCACCAGUAUAAUCUAAUCUGUAAAUAACUCUCGACUCAGCUAUGGCCAGUACAUUUUCUUAAGACCUCACUCUAACCUUCAGGUGUCAUUUUGUUUUUUCUCUCUCAGCAAACCAAAAUCACUACAUACAAGUAUUACAGUUGUACAGUUCCUCGGGUUCUACACACAUUUAAUGUGCUGGUCUUAGCUGCUCUGCUGUACCUUUUUAUGGCAUUAUUUUCUACAUGUUAGACAAUAUAUUGUGACCAUGUCCUAUGCAAAUAUGAAAAAUAACAGAUUGUUGAAUAAUGUAUGUUGUCAUAACUUGUAUGCAUGAUAUAGUGAAGUUUACAUUUGGAAAUAAAUUCAUAAAAUAAGCAGCUAAAA